AUGUCUACCCCGACGAGCCCCGCGGAUGUCAAGCUCCCGCAGCGGUCUGGCACCGUGAGCAGCGGCUUUACUCGCCGUACUUCUAUGAGCGACGACGAAGCUAUUCCUCAUACCGACAGCAGUGAGACAACCAAUCUCCUGCUCGAGCGCCUCAGGGCUUGGAAGCACAUGUGCGGAUAUCUCGAGGAUUACUUCUCUGCUACCGCGAAGGUGCAGAAGUCCCAGUCCAAGGAUUAUGAGAAGAUUUUGAAAAGCGUGAACGAACCCCUCAAGGAAGGCCACCACUUUAGCUCCAGCGCUGGCGGCAUCACGGGACUGUUCGAGAACCUCCGCAACAACUCCCAGGGUAUGGUAAAUAUGUACUUGGAAGGCGAAAAGAGCAUCAAAGACGGCGUGCUCCCCACCCUCGAGCGCCUCCACAAGGAGAUCAAGAACAAGUCCAAGGAGCUUAGCUCUGGCGCAUCAAAGGGCGCCAAGGCUGUGGAAAAGGCCCGCGGUCUUACCCAGAAGCACAUCGAGCUACUGGGCCAGAACUCCGCCUCCUUCGACGCAGCAGCCUCCAACAAGAUCGACCAGCAGCAUGACCCCUACCUCCUCAAGCGCGGCAUCAACCACCGCCUCAACAACCAAGUCAACGAAGAGAACAACCACCGCCAGGACAUCCUUGCCGUCCAAAACUCGUUCCAGCAGUUCGAAGCUCACCUUCUGCAAACCGUCCAGGGAGCCCUCCAGCAAUUCCACCAGCACAUGGAGGGCCAAGUCGAGCGCCAACGCGCCAUGUACGCAGACAUCCUCGGCACAGCCCAGCGCAUCCCCCCAGACUUCGAAUGGAUCAACUUCUGUGUCCGCAACGACGCAAACCUCCACCGCUCCACUCAGCCGCUGAUCGAGGGCUCGCUCGAGCGCCGCUCCCGCGCAGUCAUCAAAGGCUACUCAACCGGGUACUACGUGGUAACACCAGCGCGCUACCUGCACGAGUUCAAAGACAACGACGACUUCCGCCGUGACCCCUCUCCCGAGCUCUCGCUGUACCUGCCUGACUGCAUCGUCGGCGCCAUAGACGGCGUCAAGUUCAACGUCAAGGGCAAGGACGUCUCCUCUGGCAAAAUCGGCAACGCCUUCCAUACAAACACAGAGCUCAGCUUCAAGGCCCACACCGCCAACGACGCAGAGAAGUGGUGGUCCGUCAUUAAAGAGGCUACCCGUGGCUCCGGGGCUGCUGCCGCAUCGAACCUUGUUUCGCCCAUCGCUGCUUCGCCCAGUGCUACUUCCCCAACUGCCUCCGUUAGUCCCUCGCGUAACGUCUCCGGCCAGAGCCAGCCACCCACUUACGCCGAGAAGGAGAUGGAGAAGGCCCAGCCGACUUCCCAGCCGACUUCCCAGCCUGCUGCUUCUGCCACUACUGACGCGAAGGCUGCUGCCAGCCCAGCCGCUGCUGGUCCUGCUACGGCUAGUCCCGUUGCUGCCAGCCCGGCACCGGGUAUUACUCGCACUGCUAGCACCGCUAGUCACUUCCAUACUUCGCCUGGUGGAUCGGCUGUUGAGAAGUCGUAG
Penicillium soppii is the source of this 1554-nucleotide messenger RNA. RefSeq names its product PH domain protein. The coding region runs from base 1 to 1554 and encodes 517 amino acids. NCBI's taxonomy places the organism in Eukaryota, Fungi, Ascomycota, Eurotiomycetes, Eurotiales, Aspergillaceae. The transcript is spliced from 4 exons. The record is from RefSeq and is a predicted model, not a curated record.